CAAAUAACUUAUCUUAAAAAAAUUGUAAUUUUAUUUUAACUAUUUCUUUGAUAUGUAAUUUCUGUAUAAUUAGUUAUUUUGUGUUAAUAAACAAAUUAUUCCUUCAAUAUCAUCACACAAUGCUUGAUUAACUCAAAUAUAAUUAUUGAAAUGUGCACUCAUGAGUUAAAUGCAUUUAUUAGUGUAAUCCCGAUCGAAGUUGGCACUGUCACAACCAACCCUGGACGUUUAUAUUAGGACACGAAGGUUAUAUAGCUGUUGCAAUUAUUUCUCGUGUAAUUCUUAAUUACGGUAUGGAGAACUAUAUAAGAUGUUUCGACGAUGUUUCCAAAGCUGCUUACGAUGACGAAGAUAUUGUGACAAACACAUCAUCGGAACAGGUACAUGUUGAAAAUGUAAUCCUGAGGAUCUAUAAGCAGUUUGAGGAAAAGGCAUCUGUUGAUCCUGAUCUCCCAAAACUUAAGAAAAAUUCUCAUGCAAAUUAUCUUAAAAAUGUCUUGAUGCAAUUACCACAGUCCUAUUCCUGUUUAGAUGCUAGCCGACCAUGGCUUAUAUAUUGGAUAUUGCAUGGUCUUUGGUGCUUAAAAGACCUGCCAGACGCAUCAACCUUAUCAAAAGUAGUAAAUUUUUUGGCUAAAUGCCAAAACAAGGAUGGUGGAUAUGGAGGUGGGCCAGGUCAAUUCUCACACCUCGGGGCUACUUAUGCAGCAGUAAAUGCUCUUAGUAUAAUCGGUACAGAUGAAGCAUAUAAUUCAAUUGACCGGAGUGCCUUGCAAAAUUUUAUAUGGUCGGUCAGAGAGGUUGAUGGUUCAUUUGCACUUCACAGAGGUGGAGAACAGGAUAUUAGAGGUGCAUACUGCGCCAUUAGCGUCGCCAAAGUAACCAAUAUUUAUACUGACAUGUUAUUUGAUAAGACGGCAGAAUGGAUUGUUAGUUGUCAGAGUUAUGAAGGAGGAUUCGCCGGGUAUCCGGGGAUGGAGGCGCAUGGGGGAUAUGCAUACUGUGGUAUUGCUUCAUUGGCUUUAUUAAAUCGAACUCAGCUCUGUGAUGUAGAUGCACUUCUGAGGUGGUGUGCAAACAAACAGACGAGCUUGGAGGGUGGUUUCCAGGGUAGGACCAAUAAACUUGUUGAUGCCUGCUACUCCUUCUGGCAAGGUGCUAUUUUUCCUAUCAUAAGUGCAAUACUAUCCCAAGAUAACAAGGAAAUGAUAGAAACAGUACUAUUCAAUCAGGGUGCCUUACAAGAAUAUAUCUUAGUUUGCUGUCAAGCUUCCGAGGGAGGACUUAUAGACAAGCCAGGAAAGUCUCGUGAUAUAUAUCAUACUUGCUAUACCCUUAGUGGUUUGUCAAUCGCCCAGCAUGGAACCGGUGCUACCAAUCCUUACACCGUGGGAUCGCCUCACAAUGAACUGAACAGGACCCAUCCGCUGCAUAACAUCGGUCCACAUCUUGCAUAUAACGCUCUGCACUACUUUAUUCGACACCCUCCGCCAGUGAAAGAUAAGAAUUAGACAAAAUUUUAUAACGCAAACGCUUUUUUUAUUAUUUUCUGUGUCAAUAAAACGAAAUCAAAUGCCAAUCAACCUGGUUUAUUGGAUAUUCAACAUUAUAGAUGUAUCUUAUAAAACGAAAUGAUAUAUCCGCUUAGUGCAUAAAUAAUAUAUAAUAACUUAUAAUUUUAAUUUUCUAUCCACAUAUCAGUCCAUAAAAUUAUUUUAUAACAGAAUGUAUUCUGUGUUAUUUAUCUGACUAGAUACAUAAUAAUAUAUAUUACUGGCGAUCGUCUGAGAACAAAGGUUUGUUAAUCAUGUUAGAGCUGUAUAGAAAUGGGUUGACAAUAUAUUUAUAAUUAAAUGAAACUAUUUCUAAUAUACUAGUAAGUACAAAAUGCAAAUUUUUACAAGUCUUUCUAUACAAAAAAAUAAUAAAAUAAAUAACAGGUUUUUCUGUGAAUGCGUUGUAACUUAUAAUAUGUAUGGAGAGUUUUUUCAACUUCUAAGGAAUGCAAAUCAAAUUAUCCUGAGUGUUUUUGAUUUGACAUAACCGAAAAUAAUAUACAAUAAAUUAAACAUUGUACCCUGACCAAGCAGAUGUGUCGACGGCAACUGGUUAAAUGUUUGUCAUUGACGUUGUCGCUUAGUCCUUUUUACGGAUGCUAUUCCAGUUAGUUAUUUAACAUGUUGCUGUCAACUACAGUCUUCCACUAAUAUAAACCUCUGUUUGCCUUAAAUAUUGUAAACCUCUGUACGUUUUGGUAUGAUUUAUCACAAUUAAUUUAAUUCAUCCCAUUAUAUCUCCACUUAUAUGCCUAUUAAACUUUGUGACAAUCAAUAAAACGGUCAUUAGUGAUGUAACAA
Messenger RNA from Danaus plexippus (monarch butterfly), 2357 nucleotides. It is a transcript of the gene Fntb, whose product is annotated as protein farnesyltransferase subunit beta. Gene Ontology annotation, biological process: protein farnesylation. Gene Ontology annotation, cellular component: protein farnesyltransferase complex. Lineage: Eukaryota; Metazoa; Arthropoda; Insecta; Lepidoptera; Nymphalidae. The coding region runs from base 294 to 1511 and encodes 405 amino acids. The record is from RefSeq and is a predicted model, not a curated record. Gene Ontology annotation, molecular function: protein farnesyltransferase activity. The transcript is spliced from 4 exons.